Messenger RNA from Vanessa tameamea, 558 nucleotides. It is a transcript of the gene CPR25, whose product is annotated as endocuticle structural glycoprotein SgAbd-5-like. The transcript has 3 exons. Gene Ontology annotation, cellular component: chitin-based extracellular matrix. The record is from RefSeq and is a predicted model, not a curated record. Bases 220 to 543 code for a protein of 107 amino acids. Lineage: Eukaryota; Metazoa; Arthropoda; Insecta; Lepidoptera; Nymphalidae. Gene Ontology annotation, molecular function: structural constituent of chitin-based larval cuticle.
CAAGAGUCCUUGUGUUCGACUCAGCCAAUGUAGUACCUAAUUGACGUCAGACGUAAUAUUUCAUCAUUUCCAUGUUAUCACCUCGUCUACUAAUUUAACUUCCAAUAUAUAUAUUCGGUCACUUGCUGUAACUUCAGCAAACAAAGUCUGUAUUUAAGAACAAUUUUUUUGACGAUCAAUAUCAUUUACGUAGUAUCUUCCCAACAAUCUCCACCGAAGAUGAUCGCUUUGAGACUCUUUAUUCUUGCGUCAACUAUAGCAAUGUUGACAGCUCAAGAAGCCAGCUCACCUCCCCCAGCUCAUAUAAUCACCGAAAAGACAAUCGUUAGACAAAAUGGCUAUGACUUUGAGUUUCAGACGAGUGACGGCGUGUCACGUAAGGAGGAAGCAGAGCUAAUCACUGUGGGAGAUCACCAGGGCAUCGGAGUGAAAGGCUCGUACUCGUAUUUAGCUCCCGAUGGGCAACAAUAUCUCGUCUCUUACACAGCCGAUGAUAAGGGCUUUAAGCCACAAAUUCGUAUCGGUUCCUCCAGCGAUCAAUAAAUAUAUUAUAUAGUA